GGCCCACUAAGAAGAACCCAAUUUGGGCCCAUAUUCUGAGAGUAUCUUGCUCGAACAUAAACGGAAGCUUACAUUUGCCUCCUAACCGGUUUUAUUUUGUUUCAUUUUAUUUUAACAACCUCCAUGAACCGGUACCGGUUUUUUUCCACAAUCAUAUACCCUUCCCCAAAACCGCCACCAGAUAAAUUCCUAAACCUCUGUUCUCACGGCCUCAUCACCGAAGCAUUCAAAACCUUCAAUACAUACAUAUAUAACGACCCAUCUCUAUACUCUUACCUCCUCAAAUCAUGCAUACAAACCCACUCACUCUCACUCAUUCACCAGCUCCAUUCUCUAAUAAUCACAUCCGGGUGUUCAUCCACCCGCUUUGUCACCAACCACCUCCUCAAUGCGUACGUCAAGUUUGGCCAAUCAAAGAUUGCAGUCAAGCUGUUCGACGUAAUGCCCAAGAGAAAUAUCAUGUCUUGCAACAUUUUGAUUGGUGGGUUUGUGCAAAGUGGGGAGUUGGAUAACGCACGUAAGGUGUUUGAUGAAAUGCCUGAGAGAAAUAUCGCGACGUGGAAUGCGAUGGUUGCGGGUUUAACGGAUUUUGAACGUAACGAAGAGGCUUUGAGGCUUUUGUAUGAAAUGCGUGUUUCGGGUUUUUACCCGGAUGAGUUUACUCUUGGCAGUGCUCUUCGAGGUUGUGCGGGUUUAAGAAGUUUGAAUGCGGGCCGGCAGAUUCACGCGUAUGCGGUUAAAUAUGGGUUGGAAGUUAACGUGGUUGUCGGGAGUUCACUCGCCCACAUGUAUAUCAAAUCCGGACAUCUAGCAGAAGGCGAAAACGUGAUCAAAUCGAUGCCGGUUCAUAGUGUAGCCGUUUACAACACAUUGAUCACCGGUAGAGCUCAAAGCGGAUGUAACGAAGAAGCGUUAAACCAAUACCACAUAAUGAAACUAUCGGGAUUCAAACCGGAUAAAAUCACGUUUGUAACCGUUCUCAGUUCGUGUUCACAGCUAGCAACACUCGGUCAAGGUCAACAGAUUCACGCCGAAGCGAUAAAAUCGGGUGCGACUUCGUCGGUUUCCGUCCUUAGCUCGUUAAUCAGCAUGUAUUCGAGAUGUGGGUGCUUUAAAGAUUCGUUAAAAUCAUUUUCCGAAACUAAAACCCAUGACGUUGUUCUAUGGAGUUCGAUGAUCGCAGCGUACGGGUUUCACGGGAUGGGAAAAGAAGCGGUCGAGUUAUUUAACCAAAUGGAAAACGAAGGGUUAGAACCGAACGAUGUUACGUUCUUGAGUUUACUUUACGCUUGCAGUCACUGCGGGUUAAAAGAUCAAGGGAUCAAGAUAUUUGAUUUAAUGACGGAAAAAUAUAAAAUACCCCCGCAACUAGAACAUUACACAUGCGUCGUCGAUCUACUUGCGCGUUCGGGUCGUUUACAGGAAGCGGAAAACGUAAUUAGAACCAUGCCCGUUAACGUGAAGGCGGAUUCUAUUAUAUGGAAAACGUUAUUAUCCGCUUGUAGAAUAUACAAAAACGCUGACAUGGCGAAAAGAAUCGCGGAAGAAGUCAUACGGGUGGACCCACAUGAUUCAGCAUCAUACGUUUUACUAUCGAACAUACAAGCGUCCGCUAAAAAAUGGCACGAUGUGUCGGAUUUCCGAAAGGCGAUGAGAGAUAUGAGAGUGAAAAAGGAACCGGGUGUAAGCUGGUUCGAGAUGAAGAAUCAAGUUCAUCAGUUUUGUAUGAGCGAUAAAUCGCAUCCGGAUUCAGAAAAGAUUAAACUUUAUUUAAAAGAAUUGACGGGCGAGAUGAAGUUGUUGGGUUAUAAGCCCGAUUAUGGAUCCAUUUUGCAUGAUAUGGAUCUUGAGGAAAAGGAAGAUGAUUUGGGUCAACAUAGUGAGAAGUUGGCGAUCGCUUUUGCGUUGAUGAACACUCCGGAUUGUGUUCCGAUUAGGAUUAUGAAGAAUUUACGAGUGUGUAAUGAUUGUCAUGUGGCGAUUAAGUAUAUAUCGGCGAUAAAGAAGCGGGAGAUUAUCGUUCGCGAUGCUAGUAGAUUUCAUCAUUUUAAAGAUGGUCAAUGUUCAUGUGGAGAUUACUGGUAAGAUGUUAUAAUUAUUAUUCAAUUAUUGCUGUAUGUUUCAUUUGUUUCCAUGAUUCUGUAGGUUAAAAUUCUUGUUUGUAGUUAAAAUUCUUGUUUGUAAGCUUUGUUUAAAUUUUUGUUUGGAUGGUUCAUUAGGCAGCAUGUUUGGUUCACAGGAUGAAAUCUGAGAAAU
Helianthus annuus (common sunflower) is the source of this 2256-nucleotide messenger RNA. RefSeq names its product pentatricopeptide repeat-containing protein At2g41080. The record is from RefSeq and is a predicted model, not a curated record. The transcript is spliced from 2 exons. Gene Ontology annotation, molecular function: protein binding; zinc ion binding; RNA binding. Lineage: Eukaryota; Viridiplantae; Streptophyta; Magnoliopsida; Asterales; Asteraceae. The coding region runs from base 124 to 2085 and encodes 653 amino acids. Gene Ontology annotation, biological process: RNA modification.